AUGUCCCUCCUAACGAAGGCCGCUCUCCUCCUCGCCGUCGCCGGCUCCGCCCUCGGCGCCCCCACUCUUACCAACCCCGGCGGUUUCAAGACCCAUGUCUCCGCCGCCGGCACUACUCACCACAUCCCCGGCCACGGCACUCACUUUGAGCUCCCAGACCAUCUCAAGCAGCGCUCCAUCCCCGGCGGCGGAGAGAUCGAAAGCACUCGGACGCCCGAACAGCAGGCCCCGUCGCAGACCAUGUAUACCAACCACACCUACCUCCCUGCCGAGGCCUUCAACCGCACUGCCACCGUCAGCAAGCGCAGUCUUCAGGCCUUGUCGGGCGGCGAUGCCAAUGGCGAGAAGAAAGAGCACAUCCCGAUGCCCCACAAGGCUUCGGUGCCCUUCGUCGACCCGGCCACCGGCAUUUCCUUCCAGCGGUUCUACGACGAGACCAGCCAGUUCUCCUUUGGCCUCGCUUUGUCCAGCCUUCCCUCCGGUGCUGAUGCUGCCGCCAACGACGCCACGGACUUUAUCGGCCAACUCUCCUUCCCUCUGAAUGCCACCUCCGGCCUAGGCCGCGGCGCCGGUUGGGGCGGGAUCUCCAUUUCCCCCAAACUUACCGCUUCCCACUUACCUCUCUUCCUCGGUCUCCAAUCCGAUGGCUUCGGUAACCUCGCCUUCUCCUCUUUCACCGAGGCCGUCAAGUCUGCUGCCUCCGGCGCUGCCUCCAACGUCCCCACGACCGCUGGCCAACAAGCCGCUUCGACCGGCAAGGACCUCGCCUUCAAGAUCCGCACCAUCCCCUCCGCUACGAGCAUCAGCGCCACGCACCUGACUUACACUUUCCUUUGCGAGGGUUGUCUGUCCAUCAGCAAGUGCGCUGCCAACUUGGACGCGUGGAAGGCCCAGGGAAAGACCAAGGUUUUGCGCCUUGGUUGGGCGACUGGUGACGCUGUUGCUUCCGAGGACGCCGAGAAGCAGACUGCCGCUGAUGAGCAAAACGCCAAGAAGUGGGCGUACCACCGCCUUGGCUUCGGACACCUCAAGAUCGACCUCGAGGGCGCUUUGUUGCACACGGCUGAGCAAUUUAACGGGUGGAAGGCCCUGGCGAUGGCGGAAGAGGUCAGAGGGUUUGAGGGGCUUGCGCCGCCGUUUGCUAUGGAUCUGGUGAAUGGGUUCUCGAACUUGGAGGGGGCCAAGAACUUGGAGAAGGUUAAGGGUGGUGAGGGCGAGAAGAAGGAGGAGGAGGGUGAGAAGGGCGUGGAGAGUGAGAGUGACAGCGACUCGGACAGUGAUUCUGACUGUGGAUGCAAGAGCGACAGCGAGAGCGAUUCCGAUUCGGAGAGCGAGGAUGAGGAGUAG
This is a messenger RNA of Neurospora tetrasperma FGSC 2508, 1347 nucleotides long. RefSeq lists its product as uncharacterized. Bases 1 to 1347 code for a protein of 448 amino acids. The transcript has a single exon. Lineage: Eukaryota; Fungi; Ascomycota; Sordariomycetes; Sordariales; Sordariaceae. The record is from RefSeq and is a predicted model, not a curated record.